AUGAAAAAAUUAACUAAGAGAGAUGUCGUGAGCCAAAUUAAUUCCAUUUAUGACCCAAUAGGUCUCACAGGACCGCUCAUGGUUAAAUUGAAGUCCAUGAUGCGAGAAAUCUUCGAUUCAAAAGUGGAUUGGAAAACUCCGCUCGAUCAAAAGAUAUGCGACGAAUGGUACAAAUUGUGUAAAGAAGUAGAUCUAGCAACAUUAUCAAUUCUUAGGUACGUACUAUCACCCAGAGUAGGUGACCAAAAACGCCUUUGGUUGUUCGCAGAUACAAGCAGGAUUGCAAUCGCAGCUUGUUCAUACUUACAAUGUGUCCCCUCUGGCACAAUUUCUGGCCUGAUCUGUGGAAGGACGCCCAAAAAGUGCCAUCAGACUAUCCCAAAAUUAGAGUUGCUCGGAAUACUUAUAGCAGCCAGAUUAGGAUGCAGCAUAUUAUCAGCUGUCCAAGCAAAAAUCGAAGAAUUGAACAUAGUUUCGGACAGUGAAAUUGCCUUGUACUGGAUCAAAUCUUCAAAAAAAGUUCCUGUUUUCGUAGCAAAUCAGCGAGCAAAAAUACUUAGUAUUAAACAACAGCUCGAUAAUCGUGGUGCUACGGUCAAAUUUUUCCAUGUUAGCACCGAAAACAAUCCAGCUGAUGCUGGAACGAGAGGUCUGACAGCACAAGAAAUUAUCGAGAACGACUGGAUCAAAGGACCACGCUGGCUAGAAAAUCACUGUAGCGAGUGGCCUAUCAAGUCGAUAAACACACUAUCUGACGUUCAUGAAAAUGACGAAAUAGAAACAAUGGUUACUACUACAUCGAAAGUAACCAUGUCAGAAAACAAACAACAAGAACAGCUUAUUAAUCUCAAGCGUUUCUCGAAAAUCGACAACGUGCUACGUGUGCUAGUAAAGACUGCAAAAACAAUGAAAAAUUGGGUUGCAAAAACCAAUCAAAAUCGCUCAUCACCGAUAAAAGUAUCAGAAGCCGACAAAUUUGAUAACGUGUUCAAAAUAACCGCAUCAGAUAUGGUCAACGCGGAACGCCUUCUAAUUAGUCAUGAACACAGAAGCAUUAAUCUUGACGCUCUAAAAAAGCGAUUUCAUAAUAAACUGAUUAUUCGCGACGAAGACGGAAUCAUUCGGCAUCACUCCCGCCUUCAAAAUGCCUCUAUUCCGUAUGACACAAAGUCACCGAUUUGUAUCCCAGAAGACUCGGAAUUAUCCAGGCUGAUCGUGCAGGAUAUCACAUCAAAAAUGGUCAUUCUGGCAAAGAGCACACUCUUUCAAUCGCAAGACAACGCUUUUGGAUUUCACGUCCCUCUUACGUAUUCAAGAAAUCCUUAA
Necator americanus (New World hookworm) is the source of this 1326-nucleotide messenger RNA. RefSeq lists its product as uncharacterized. NCBI's taxonomy places the organism in Eukaryota, Metazoa, Nematoda, Chromadorea, Rhabditida, Ancylostomatidae. The transcript has a single exon. The record is from RefSeq and is a predicted model, not a curated record. Bases 1 to 1326 code for a protein of 441 amino acids.